ACGAGCCCUGACUGUGUUUUAGUUUCAGGUUUGAUACGACUGGAGCUGAACUGACGGAGACGCUCGUGUCAUUUUGUAUUCCAGCUACAACUCACUGAAGAUGACGUGGACACUUUUCCUUCUUCUUGGUCUCUCCUUGGCUCAAACCACCUUCGGCUGGACUUACCAUUUCUCACGCAAGUCUAUGAACUGGACCCAGGCCAGAAAGUGGUGCCUGACCAAUUUCACGGACAUGGUGGUGUUCCAGAGCCAGGAGGAGAACGACUACGUGGUCUCCAAGCUGCCAAACAGAAAAGGCAGCCCGUAUUACUGGAUCGGAAUCACCAAGAGCCACAAGAAUGAAACCUGGACUUGGAUUGGCAACAACAGCACGUGGAUCGGUGAGAAUUCAUGGGCACCGAAUGAGCCCAAUAACAACCACAGCACAGAGUUCUGUGUGGAGAUCUACGUCAACACUGGACCGAACCGGGGCAAGUGGAACGAUGAGAAAUGUGGCAAUAAAAAAUAUGCAGUCUGUUAUAAAGCUCAGUGCACUGCAGCGGCAUGUGAAAGAGGAAGAUGCCAGGAAACCAUCGAGAACACGACGUGCCUCUGUGAUCCCGGUUUUACAGGAGACAGGUGUGAAACAGCAGUGGCAUGUCCUCCUCUGUCCCAGCCUGAUAACAGCGACCUGAGCUGCUCCGGAGGAAACCAGGUCUUCAACACAACCUGUCGCUUUAAAUGCCACCCAGGUUAUCUCAUGAUCGGCCUCUCAGCGGUGACCUGUGGGCUCACCGGGUUCUGGAGCGGCCCCAGACCUGCUUGUUCAAGCUACAGACGGGCUCUGCUGGCCGUGGCGGGCUCUGGAGCCGUCUCCAUCCUCGGCUGCAUCUGCUUUUGCUGGAUGAAGCGCCGAAAAAGAAAGAAAGUUGCCCAAGUGAGGCAGCCUGACGAGGCAGCAGGUCCGGCCGGCGCCGUGGACGGAUGAAGGACACCUGGAACCUCAGUCAUGUCCUUCUUAUGUCUGUUGGUGUCUUUAACACUUUCUGCAGGUUGUUUGUUGGACAUUUUUCUGUCAUGGUCCAGAUUGUUCUGUUAAAUUACUAAUAACCAGCAAAGCUACAGGCAGGAAAACA
This is a messenger RNA of Stegastes partitus (bicolor damselfish), 1115 nucleotides long. RefSeq names its product E-selectin (gene sell). NCBI's taxonomy places the organism in Eukaryota, Metazoa, Chordata, Actinopteri, Pomacentridae. The record is from RefSeq and is a predicted model, not a curated record. The transcript is spliced from 8 exons. Bases 101 to 967 code for a protein of 288 amino acids.